AUGCUGUCGCAUGUCAAACAAUAUAACAUACCUGGUGUCGGUGGUGCUGGUAUUGGUUUCGGUACAACUGGAGAUGGUUUGGAUGGAGACGGCUUCGGUACGUCUGAAUGAAAAAAAAACAAUAUUAUUACCAUUUAAAUGAGUUCAUAAUGACACUAUGAAAAUCGUUGCUUCUAUUCAGUGGCUAUGCCACAAUCAAUCCAAUAUGAGGUCGAGAAAACAAAACAAUUUCAUCCCGCGAUUCCUUUUAUCUCGAUUGUACUUGCAAAAAACAACUCAUGUUCUUGAGAAGUCUAAAAUUUUCUCUUCGCUGUUUAUUUUCGUAUUCCAAGAGAACGAAGAAGAAUACCUAUGUGCUUCGGCUAUGUUGCAGUCAUAGAUGUUGCUAGGAGAUCGUCUGAUAAGCCGGAUAUCUUUCAUACAACUUUGACUAGUUGCAGUUAUGGACAGAAAGUCGGCUUCACUCACAGUAUUCUUUCAUUCAAUUGCUUGAGCUCUCUAUACGUACUAACUAACCAUACACUAACUACGAGAGUUACAUUAAAUACCACAACUAGUGAACUGCAUCGGGUAUUUUUCGGGUUUGAGUAAACAGUAAAUAAAAACUUUACACCAAUAUCAAACUCGUUUUUUGAAGUGUGGGUUCGACAGAGAAGUUGUCCAGCUUCCAAAUGGUAUGCCUUGGUUCGGGAAAAAUAAUCAAUCCAUGGAAUUAGAGAAGAAAAAUAUACGAAAAAAAUCGGAGUCCGAUUUAAACCCGAUUCCGAUUUUUUUUGCGAUCGUUUUAUAUGUAGAACUGCAGAAAUAAAAUGUUUUUCAAAUCCAAAUGCAUCAUUCGAAAGCUAAAAGAUUCCACUAUCAAAUUCACAUCUCGAAAAAGCGUUUGAUCUUGAUUUAAAGUUUUUAUUUACUAUUUAAUCAAAACCCGAAAAAAACCCGAUGCAGUUUACUACCCGUGGGUAUCUGCAAAUAAUAGCACUUGAGGACCCAUGGAUACCUUCAUAUAGUAGAACAUGAGGAUCUCUGGGCACCU
This is a messenger RNA of Rotaria sordida, 1033 nucleotides long. Lineage: Eukaryota; Metazoa; Rotifera; Eurotatoria; Philodinida; Philodinidae. The record is from the annotation of a GenBank genome assembly.